AAAUUCAUCGCUCCAACUGUCCCACUUUUUCUCUUCUUUCUUUCUCUCUCUAAAUAAACACACACACACACACAACCUCUUUUCUUUGACUCUCUCUCUCUCUCAAGUCUGAACCAAUCUCCCCCUUUCACCUUCUUCCGAUGAUGGCUUUCCAUCGCCGUAAACUCCUCUAUGAAUCCGUCCCCACCUUCUGCCAGUCCUUCUGCCCCGAGCAACAGACCGACUGUCCACCGACCUGCUCCAAAUACUGCCCAGACUCCUGCAAAUCAUCAAUUUCCUUCCAAUUCCCGCCGCCGCCGCCUCCUCCUCCAACCUCCGCCGCCGUCGAUCCAGCCGGAGCCUCCACCGGCGGCCUCUCCCACGCCCUCACCAUCUCCCUCGCCGUCCUCGCCACCGCCUUCUUCCUCUUCACCUGCUACACCAUCUACAAAUUCUACACCCUCUGGAGAGCCUCCCGCCGCCGCCGGAUGCUGCGCCAAUCGCAGCGCCGCGAUUUCGGUGAAGAAGAAGGCGAUGGCGAUUUUGUCGAUGGAGACGUCGUUGACCACCCGAUCUGGUACAUCCGGACGGUCGGGCUGCAGCCGUCGGUGAUUAAUUCGAUCACGAUCGUCAAGUACAAGAGCGGCGACGGGAUCGUGGAGGGGACCGACUGCGCCGUGUGCCUCAGCGAAUUCGAGGAGGAUGAGACGGUGAGGCUGCUCCCGAAGUGCAGCCACGCCUUCCACAUCCCCUGCAUCGAUACGUGGCUGGCUUCUCACACCAAUUGCCCCCUGUGUCGGGCUGGGAUCGUCGCUGCUGCUUCCGGCGGCGCGAUUCAGCUGCAGGAGGAGCCGAUCGGCGUUGAUUCGAGGCGGAGUGAGGAAGGAUCGGAGGGGCUAGGGUUAGGGUUUGGUGAAAUUGAAGGGGAUGGGGCGGUUAGGUCUCAAAUUGGGGUCGAAUUUGAGGGAAAUGUGGAAGGCGAUUGCAAAAUUGACGUGGAAUUGGAUGCGGCGGCGGUGCAGCCGGUUAGGAGAUCGGUGUCGAUGGAUGCCUUGUCGGCGUCGGCGAUCAGCGCUGCGGUGGCGAAUGCUUUUCCGCGGCAGUGUGAUAAGAGCUCCGGCGAUCAGUUGGGGAAGUUUGAGAGCCCUUCGAUUGAGAGGUGUGCGCAGACGGGGUCGUCUUCGAUCAAGAGGUCGGCUUCGUGCAGCGCCAAGGUGUUUCUUUCGAGACACAGCAGCCGGAGAUGAGGAAUUUGGACUUGUACGGAUCCAGGAAAUGGAACUCGUGCGGAUGGAAAACGUACGUUUUUUGCUGACUAAGCGUAUUUUUAUUCUUUUCGUAGCGAUCUGAAUCAUGCGAUUGAGGUUGAUCAUACCUCGCUGAAUAAGAAUGUCAUCGACUAGCUAGCGGAUCCGAGAAACGGAACUUGUGUGGAUAGAACUCGUCGGCUGAAGAAUGCCGUAGUUGAUUAGCUAGCGUUGUCUAGGAUGAAGCGUUUUUUUUUCGUUUUCGUAGUGGUAGGAUUUAGGAAACUGCAGUUGAUCGCACCCCGCUCAAUAAUAAGGUCGUCGACUAGCUAGCGGAUCCAGGAAAUGGGACUCGUUCGCUGAAGAAGGCCGUAGUUUACCAGCUACCCUUGUGUACGAUGAAGCGUUGUUGUUUCUUUUCGGAGUGAUCUGAAGCAUGAAAUUGCGGUUGAUCGUACGCUUCUGAAUAAAAAGGUCGUCGACUAGCUAGUGUCGUCUGCCGCCCAAAUGGCUGAGGAAGUGUUUUUCUUUUCGUAGUUGUCUGAAUCAUGAAGUUAGCCCCUUAAAUCGCCCCACAAAAAAGAUUGGGGCGCAGUGGUCGGAGGCCGAUUUAUGGAGUUUUUCGACGGUACUUGUGAACUGGCGGUUGGAUCAUAGAAUGUAAAUCAAAUAUACAAAUGUAAUUAACAGUUUUGGAUUUGUUUGGUCAUAAAAUGGAUGACAUCGUUUGUUUA
Salvia hispanica is the source of this 1960-nucleotide messenger RNA. Its product is annotated as RING-H2 finger protein ATL54-like. NCBI's taxonomy places the organism in Eukaryota, Viridiplantae, Streptophyta, Magnoliopsida, Lamiales, Lamiaceae. The record is from RefSeq and is a predicted model, not a curated record. Gene Ontology annotation, molecular function: transferase activity. Gene Ontology annotation, biological process: protein ubiquitination.